Molecule: messenger RNA, 1740 nt
Organism: Ylistrum balloti
Lineage: Eukaryota; Metazoa; Mollusca; Bivalvia; Pectinida; Pectinidae
Exons: 4
Coding region: 1-1740 (579 amino acids)
Source: RefSeq, a predicted model, not a curated record
AUGUUGUUUUGGUUAGUUUUUCAGUCUGUAUUCUUUGUAUGUGCUGGUCAGAGAUAUCCCAUUACUGCCGCCUGGUUCAGCGACCACUUCUCUCCUAAAAACUGGACUGAUAAUCUGUCUAACUUUACAAGAAAUGGCGGGGACACAGUUCUUUUGAAAGCUCCACAAUUCCUUUUCCGGUCACAACAGGAUAUGGAAGUAGAUCCAGAUUUCGCGUGGUGUGGCACCACGGCAACCGACACGGGACCUACGUGUUUUGAGGACGCGAAAAAGGAAAUGAACCAACUAGGAUUCAGCAUAGCAUCUUUCGCGUCAUACAAAAGCGGAGAAAACUUCAGUGAGGCUGUCAUUACAUGUCCAGCGUUCGAGAGGAAAUUGGUUGGGGCCAGGACAUAUACUCGUCUUGUUCUUCCGAUAACAGUAAGACCUCAAAGUCAACCAUGCGCCCUUCCUUCGGGAUCCAGUGUCAUUGUCCUUUUUACGACCUUUAAUGGCAUUGAUUCCAAUGAGCUUUUGGUGAAUGCUGCUGCUGAGAAGAACAUGUCGGUAUAUAUGGGACUCCCUGGGGCUCCUCCGGCAAACGCUGCUACGGUGUCGGAGAAACAAUUCAUGUUAGCUUACUACGACUGGAUAAAUAGACUGAUGGUGGACCACCAACAAAGGUACAAGAGCAUAGCAGUCAAACAGUCCAAAUACACGACUGCUUUCGAUGCUGUUAAAGGGUACAAUACAGGGGAAGAGCGUCCUCUAGGACAGUUCAACACUGAUGCAGACAUGCUGUUUCUUUACUCUACACAGGGCAGUAUAGUACAUCACCACGGUAGGAAGUUCCUUGUAUCUGCUUCCGUCGACUUACGUAAAGCUGGAGGGUACAGCAUUGACGAUCACGUUCAUGGAUUCAACGCUCUUGUAAAUUCGUCGAAAGCUGACAUCAUGAACAUCCAUGAGGGGAGAGGCUAUGGAAAAGCUUGUUACUAUUGGCCAACACAAAACAUCUUGCCCAUAGCACAGGUCGACAAGACACUUGACACAGUGCUGCAUUACCAGAACCCUCAGCUGAAACCCAAUAUCACAUUUGAAGAUUUCUUUGUCGGUAGCAUACAGCAGGUAAUGGAAUCUUUGUUUGUUGCUCGAGAAGCGCUCCAGAAGAAUAACAUUUCCUUUGACAUGUGGUUGAACCUAGAAGCGUUCGAAUCCCUUCGAGAUAAUCCGUGUUUUCCAACAUCCGGGUCUGGAACCUCAAUCUCAACGGACAGGGUCACGAAGGGCAGACUUGACAUGGCACUGUCAGCAGGUGCAGUGUUUGUCCAGAAGGUGUCAGUAUCCUCCUGGGAUCCCAACUUUACGUGCAUGCCGAAGAACUCCAGCUCGACACUAGCACAACAGGUGUACAAUGACGCUGGCCGACCAAUCAUCACUCGCUGUUCUUUCCACAGCCAGUACAACCGUUCAGUCGUGGUGAUAGGGUUUAACUUACUGGGCGAAACUCAGGGAUUUUCGGUGAGUUGGCCAGACAUUGGACACAAGCGUCAUAUCAGUAGCGUCCACGGUUAUUACUUCGAGGCUGACUUCGGCAGCGAACAUCAUCUUGUACCUUCUCUCAUCUACACACAGCUGUACGACCCCUACAACAUAAUGCAGCUCAACCCUAAGGGCAUUGUCAGGGUCAAGGCCAGCGGGACAAACCGAGCAUGCGUGUUCACGUAUGACUAUACCUACGUAGAAAACAAAACUGGGUAA